This is a messenger RNA of Notothenia coriiceps (black rockcod), 647 nucleotides long. Its product is annotated as 26S protease regulatory subunit 10B. The transcript has 3 exons. Bases 1 to 267 code for a protein of 88 amino acids. The record is from RefSeq and is a predicted model, not a curated record. Lineage: Eukaryota; Metazoa; Chordata; Actinopteri; Perciformes; Nototheniidae.
AUGUCGAGCCCUUCCUGUACACAGAGGGAGAGAAGUAAGCGGUGUAUUGACUGUGAACGCCUCUGCCUGUUUUCAGAUUACGAAGCCAUCGUGAAGCUGUCAGACGGUUUCAACGGAGCCGACCUGAGGAACGUGUGCACAGAAGCAGGUUUGUUUGCCAUCCGCGCUGACCGCGAGUACGUCACUCAGGAAGACUUCAUGAAAGCCGUGAGGAAGGUGGCUGAUUCGAAGAAGCUGGAGUCCAAGUUGGACUACAAGCCUUUAUAAACUGUGUGUCAUAGUCCUUUCUCAUAUUUCUCAUUGCAUUUUGCUGUGUUCCAUGCUUUAAAGCCUGGAGAAAAUGUUUGUAAAUGUUUGUGGGAUGCAAAACGUUUAGAAAAAGUACACGUUCCUAACCUACGAAGUGACACGGAACCCCUGUAUCCAGUUAUUAGUCUGACCCGCCUUUUGUUUCAUCUCUGGAUCCAAAAGGCUGAUCAUUCUCGCAUCCCACAAAACUCUUAACACUUACAAAUAAAUACCUUUUAUGUUCUGAAAAUAUACAAUUAUACUGAAAGUUCUGUGUUUUUCAAUUGACGACUUCUCAUUUCUCUUACCUUCAAGUGAACGUCCUGAGCUCCAAAACUGAUUAAACACGUGUCAAAGUG